Molecule: messenger RNA, 1011 nt
Organism: Fonsecaea multimorphosa CBS 102226
Lineage: Eukaryota; Fungi; Ascomycota; Eurotiomycetes; Chaetothyriales; Herpotrichiellaceae
Exons: 2
Coding region: 1-1011 (336 amino acids)
Molecular function (GO): nitronate monooxygenase activity
Source: RefSeq, a predicted model, not a curated record
AUGUCUUUCGACACACCCCUGACACGCAAGUUGGGCAUCAGGGUCCCCGUCGUGCAGGGCGGUCUUCAAUGGGUGGCAUAUGCCGAGCUCGCCGCCGCCGUCAGUAACGCCGGCGGUCUGGGGAUCAUCAACGCCUUGACGCAGCCCGAUCCAGAGCGCCUGCGACAGGAAAUCCGAAAGACGCGGUCACUAACAGCAAACCCGUUUGGCGUCAACCUCACCUUGUUACCCGCUCUCAACCCUCCAGACUAUCCUGCAUUCACCCAGGCCAUCAUCGACGAAGGGGUCAAGAUCGUCGAGACCGCGGGCAACAGUCCCGGUCCCGUCAUCCGGAAGCUGAAGGAGGCCGGGAUCAUCGUGAUCCACAAAGCCACGACGAUAAGACACGCGAAAGCGGCCAUCAAACUCGGCGUGGAUAUCUUGUCGAUUGACGGGUUCGAAUGUGCCGGCCAUGUCGGGGAGUCCGACAUUGCCUCGCUGAUCCUGAACAGUCGCGCGCGCCAGGAACUGGGAGACACGCCGUUCAUCGCGUCGGGCGGGUUUGCCGAUGGAUACGGGUUGAUGGCGGCCCUCAGCCUGGGUGCCGCGGGGAUCAACAUGGGCACGCGGUUCAUGUGCACGGUCGAGGCCCCCAUCCACCUGAACGUCAAGCAAGCCAUCGUCAAAGGAGACGAGCACCAGACGACGCUCAUUCUGAGGCGGUGGAAGAACACCAGCCGCAUGUAUACCAACCAAAUGACGGCCAAGACCAUCGAGAUCGAGUCCACCAGCAAGACGGGCGAGUUUGCGGAGGUUGCGCCAGUGGUGAGCGGUGCUCGAGGCCGCGAGGUUCUAACAGGUGGUGAUAUUCAACACGGGGUCUGGUACGCUGGCCAAGUAAUGGGGUUGAUCUACGACAUUCCAACCUGUGCGGAACUCAUCGCACGCAUCGAGAAAGAGGCCGGCGAGGUCUUGUCCAGGCUUUCGAGUUCGAUACCAAGUCAGCCACAGGGCCCCAAGAGCAAGUUAUAG